This is a messenger RNA of Zygotorulaspora mrakii, 294 nucleotides long. It is a transcript of the gene SFT1, whose product is annotated as Sft1p. Bases 1 to 294 code for a protein of 97 amino acids. Gene Ontology annotation, biological process: intra-Golgi vesicle-mediated transport. The record is from RefSeq and is a predicted model, not a curated record. The transcript has 2 exons. Lineage: Eukaryota; Fungi; Ascomycota; Saccharomycetes; Saccharomycetales; Saccharomycetaceae.
AUGUCCAAUUCCAGAUAUUCGCAACUCGAGAAUAGAAAUGACCAGAAUUUAGAUAAUCUGGCAAGUAAAUUGGCAACCUUUAGAAGCAUAAACCAAGAUAUUGGUGAUCAGGCAGUGAAUGACAGUUCGGUAGCCAAUCAGGUAUCAAAUGCGUUUGAUUCUAUGUUGAAUAAUGUUAAAAACUCUUCACAACGACUAACGAGGUCGAUGAACAUAGGAAAUAACGUAUGGAAAAUGGUCGGUUUGACACUUUUACUCUUUUUCAUCUUGUAUACGUUAUUUAAACUAUUUUGA